UCAGCUGGAUCUUUUUUUUAGUGUUUUCACAGCUCACUCCCAACUUUGCACAACACACCAUGGCCAAAGUACGCAACCAAUCCGUGCGGUCGCGCGCCGCGAGACGACAAGCCUCGCCGAGCCUCGACGUCGAUAAAUCGCUGAAAUCGCUGCCGCGGGCUGAAGACACCCCCGUGUCGAGGGAGUCUGUGCUCACGGACCGGCGGAACUCGGGCAUUAUGAAGAAGCAGAAGGGGAAGGCUUUGACGAGGGCGCAGAAGCAGAGGCAGAUGAAGGGGGUGGAGCGCGCGGAGGCUGUCAUAGAUCAGAUGGAGAUCAAGGUGACAAGGAGUUCCACUCGGGCGAAGACGAUUAAGGCGCGAAGUGCCGAUUGGGACGAUUUGAACAAAAAGUCCAAAGGGAGCGUGUUUCAGGCUCUUAACGAUGCUGAGGGUGAUGUUGAGGAUGAGGGUGAUGGUGAUGCCAUGGUCGACGAUUCUGGCGCUCCUGCUCCUGCGGCGACCGAUGCGCCGGCCAAACCUGCAGCAAAGCCCGUGUUUGCGACGCAGAACCCAGCCGUGGCCGACCAUGCCGAUAACGACGAAGACGAAGAGAUUACGUGAAGGACGGACAGAUCUGUAAAAAUGACGGAGGCGCGGCGCUAUUUUCUCGGUCUUAGCUGAUUGAUCAUUCGCUCAAUUUCGCUCGCGGCUGGCCCCGAG
This is a messenger RNA of Aspergillus candidus, 701 nucleotides long. Its product is annotated as Alb1 domain-containing protein. The coding region runs from base 60 to 602 and encodes 180 amino acids. The record is from RefSeq and is a predicted model, not a curated record. Gene Ontology annotation, cellular component: nucleolus; preribosome, large subunit precursor. Gene Ontology annotation, biological process: ribosomal large subunit export from nucleus. The transcript is spliced from 3 exons. NCBI's taxonomy places the organism in Eukaryota, Fungi, Ascomycota, Eurotiomycetes, Eurotiales, Aspergillaceae.